GUCCUCGUGUGACGUCACGAAAAGGGCUGCGUCGCGCGCGCGGGCGGGCGCGCGGGGAGCGCUCGCGCGUUCGGCGCGGCGCUGAGUGUCGCAGUCGGAGCAGAACGCGUCGUGGAGAAGAGAAGUGGCGUUGCCCUGAACGCGGUCCGUUUCGGUCGGCGGCGGAGCGCCCGGAGGAUUACCAACCACGUGUCGGCGGCGACGAGGAGAUGCUGCCGGCUUGUGCGCUGCGGCUCGCGUUGCUCGUGCUUGUGGUCGGCGCUGCCAGCGGCGCGCGGCGCCGUGGAGGCGGCGGCGGCAAACCGACCAUCGUCGAGGAGGCGGCGCGCAGGAAACUCAACAGACAGACACAUUGCCAGUUCGGGAACCUCACCUACGAGCUGGAAGAAAGAUGGCGGCCGGACCUGGGUCCUCCGUUCGGCGUGCUCUACUGCGUGCGCUGUGAGUGCACUCCGGUACACCGGAAGAAGCGAGUGGUGGCUCGGGUGCGAUGCGAGAACAUCAAAAACGACUGUCCCAAGCCCACGUGCGAGGACCCCGUGCUCCUUCCCGAACGUUGCUGCAAGACCUGUCCUGGAGAAGAUUACGCCGAUCUCGAGGAGGGUCUGGCGCUUCGGAAACUGGAGCUUGACGACGAGGACCGAAAUUCUAAAGAGUUCUCGGCUUUGCUGACUGGCCGCGGCGUGUACCCCGCGGUCCGCACAACGGUUGUGGCGUCGGGUUACCUUACGUACAUCAAGAAAGACCUCCACAUCGGCAUCUACCACAACAGCCCGACGCCUGUGAUCAGUAUCAUCAUCACCAACGAUGAGGGUUACAUCGUGCAGGAGCACGAAGUGGCCAACAAGAACACUCUGUCCACGGACAACAGCACUCAGGUGUGUGCCGUGUGGACCAAGGUGCCCAAGGUGUACCGGCGACUGCUGCAGAAGGAGCGGCUGCACAUCGCCCUCGUCACGACGGGACACCCGAACGGCAUCGUGGCGGGGCUCAUCACGCAGUCCACGAGGCUCGAACCCGAGGUGUUCAGUUCCCUGAUGGUUCCCGAGCCCGGCGUCAAGGAGACCCAGGGUGCGGGGGGUGUCGCCGCCAUUUCGCCGUCAAGAAACGACAUCCACGUCACCGCCAUGUUCAACGGCAUCUUCUCGCUCACCGACGCAAGAGACGUGGUGGUGAAGUUGAGCCUCCUGUCCGGAAAACCCGGGGAGACGGUGGUGGUGGCCAGCUCAGAGAUCACCCUGCCCAAGAUACACGUGUCCCUGAACGUGGCCAGCGUAAAGCUGUCCCUUCCGCCGGAGCACCAGCAGUCCCUGGUUGCCGGAAAACUGAGCAUGCGCGUGACGUCACCAGAUGGCAAGCGACACAUCGAGGGACCCGUCAUCGUGAGGCCUACAUGCAACAUUUUCCAGGCCGUGUUGACGGCAGAGACGUCCAACUCGGGUUUCGCGGUGCUGAAUGUCAACCACGACGGCUCAAUCUCGUAUCAGGCUUACGCGUCGGGAUUGACCAGCGCCCCGAUGGUGGUAGUCCUCGAAACGGACAGCCCCGCGGACAACGAAGUCCGGACAAUGGCGGCGUCGUACAACCCUCCUUUUGCCUACCACUGGACGAACGGCACGUUCAGCCGGGGCACGAGCCAGGUGCUGGAGAUGCUGCUGACGGACGACCUGACAUUCAAGGUGCUCUCGGAGGGACAGAGCGAGCUCAGGGGCAGGGUCAAGCAGCGGCUCUACUCGGACGCCUUCCUCAGUGAAACGCCCGUGCUGCUGAUGUCCGAGGGCAACAGCUCGGCGGCCGGGCAGGCCUGGAUCUCGGUGGACAAGUCGUGCCGCCUGCAUUACUCCGUGUUCGUGUCCGGCCUCGAGCCCACUGACAGGCACCUGCUCGAGCUGCUCGAGAUCUCACCGGUCAUGCACGUCAUGCCCAGCGCCCGCAGCGUCCAGAGGGUCCUCCAGAAGAUCAGCGGAGACGAGCUGGAAGAUACCCUGGAGGAGCCCAGUCCUGCGACGCUGUACAGACUGAGUGGCGGCUCUUCUUACCUCCUGGUCACCUCCAAGUCUGGCAAGUCCAAGCAAGUCGAGCUCAGGGGCCAUAUUCGAGACAUCCAGAUUCCCGAUAAUUGCCUCCCAGACCUGGAGAAGAGUGUGGGCACCGUGCGUGGCUUUGCAAGUGACUUCUCGGGUGGCGAGAACAACGAGAUCUACCGUAUUGAGUCGAACCACAAGUGCUACUACGAUGGGGAGGUCUUUGACGACGGUGCUCAGUGGACUGCUCGUCACGAGGAGUGUGUCAUGUGCUCUUGCCAGAGGGGCCGCCUGGUCUGUGACCCCGUUGUCUGUCCGGUGGUCCAGUGCGCCAACCCAGUCACCCUCCCAGGGGAAUGUUGCCCCACAUGCCAAGAUGAGACUGGAGGCCUGAAUGCAUCCUAUGCCCCUAGUGGUGAAGCCCGCUCGCCACACGGCUGUUUCCUUGAAGGAGACAAGAAGUUUCAUAUGGCGGGAUCCAAGUGGCACCCUUACAUCCCACCUUUUGGCUUCAGUCGCUGCGCUGUUUGCACUUGCCAACCCAUCACCCUGACAGUCGAGUGCCGCAGGAUUACCUGCCCUCCACUCAGCUGCUCAGAAAAAGAUGCCUACCGGGAAAACGCCCUUUCCUGCUGCAAGAAAUGUCCCAAUGUCAUCCCAGUCAAGUCGCAGGACAGUAAUGUGGACACACAGCAGCUCAAAGACCAGGGAUCGAAAAAGACGCCCAAGGAGAUUCUCUCCAGUGGAGGCUGUCAGUUUCAGAUGAAAGUGUUUCCCAAUGGGGAGGAAUGGCAUCCAACGGUGCAGCCCUUUGGGGAGAUGAAGUGCAUCCGCUGCCACUGCAAGGACGGCAAGUCACGGUGUCGAAGACAGCGGUGUGCCAAGCUGUCAUGCCCCAUUAAGAUCCAGAAGGAGGACGAGUGUUGUCCACGCUGUGCGGACAAUGGCGAAAGCCACGCAGGAGACCGCCCCCCUCGACGGGCGGGCCGGAAGCGCAAGACUCGAGCCGGCAUGUCGAGGAACUGAGUGACUUCGUCCUGUGGAAAGAUCAACAUCAAAAACAAAAACAAUCGCGCGGUUGGACCUGGAGCUUUACAUUCCACCGACCUUCGUUCGAAUCGACACUUCCGGACCGCGGGGCGAACGUCAGAACGGCGAGCGACGAGGAGCCAGGAGUCGGCGCCGUCUUCAGCAGGAGCGCCGACUUUCCUGCAAAAGCUACCAGAACUAUCAAACAUGUACCGCUGCUGUGUCACACCUGUGCAGUGAAGCUACACCGCUAUCCCCCUUCGGAGCCCGCAGGGAGAAUACUCAUCUCAGCAGCAACCGCCACUGCGAAGCCAAAGCUCUCCUUCUCCAAACGUGACAGACGGGCAAAGAAUGAACGACUCUGGGAUGUUUUGCUUGCCGCGUCGGGUUGGCGCUGGGUCCCCUGGCCUGUGUUGAUGGGGAAGGGGGAGGGAGGUUGUGGACGCUAGACUCUGUGAGCAUUACUUUGCUGCUCUUUGCUUUGCAGCCCGACACUACUUCGUGUUUGUUGCAAAUGACUGCCCGGUCUUAGACGCAGGUUAUAGGUGUUUUUUUUUGGUUCCCCACCUUUCGUUUUCAGAGGUGUGUUUCUUGUUUUUUGUUUGCCAUGUCGCCGAAGAGCUGCAAAAAACAAAGGCAGCCAUCUUGGAUCCUGGUUGAAAGAAACUGCCAUGCAGCAGUUGUUUCCCUAACCUUUUGGGUUCCUGACUAACGGUGGGUAAAGGAUGCCAUUCUCGGUGGCACUAGAGAUUGUCAAACUCGUAGGUCUACAGCUGAUGCAUGCAAACAGCAGUCUGAGGUGUCCGACUGAGUUUAGAAAAUAGUAUAUUACCCAGUCGUUUUUUGUCAAGAUGUAUGAAGAAUAUGCAAGAUCAUUCGAGGGUAGCUCUUUUUUUAACAGAUAUCUCUUAUUUUAAAUUUAAAAGCAGCACCAAAAUAAGUCGGUACUAAACUUGAAUGCUGCAUUGAACAAAAUGCUUGGGGUUGUAAGCUAGUGUCACAAAUUUCACGGGUUUUAUGUAUCAUAGCUACUUCCAAGAUUACAAAAGUUGUGUUUGUGCCAAAACUUUCACAGAAAAGUUGAAUAAAUGUAAAACACAAAAAUAUGCUCUAUGAGAUAGUUCUAAAAAGUAUUAUCACUUGUUGAACAACUACUAGCUUUAUUGCUUCUUUCUUCAUUUUCGGCUUGCAUUAGCUGGACUUGGUGUUAAGGCCUAAGUCUUAAUCCCUGGUUAAUCCCUUUUCCUAUUUUAUCUUUUUUCACCCUAAUGUAUUUUUGUGUUGGUUGUGAAUGCAGACAGUUUUACGCAUUACAAACAUAUGCAAGGAAAAACAUGUGGGUAUCACCAUGUUUUCUGUCCGGUGAAUGAAAACAAAAUAUAACUCGUUUAGAAAAACCUAUGAGCCCUCUGUUAGCUAUAAUAAUACUAUACAUUUCUAGUUCCUCAUCUUGCCGUAACGAACAAAAAUAGCUACUCAAGGAAAGUUGGCCCUUUCAUCGAAAAAUAGUGGGUAUGUUGUUGAGAGUAUGCACUUGCACCAUAUUUCUACCCACUCUGAAUGAAGUGCCAUUCUUAUAGCAAACUUGUAUAAACAAUAAGACACCGUAGACAAUGCAUCACUUCAUGAACAAGUUGUAUUGGAGUUUGCGUGACAGCACCAUGUAUGAUUACACAGACGUGCUCUGAAGAAUUGCUCUUGCAAUAUCUAUCCAGUAGCCAAUAACAGGAAAAUAUAUAAAACAAAAAGUGUUUUUGAACCCAGGCAUAAAUAGUUGACACUGUACAUAUACGCCGAUUGCUUUGUCGGUCACAACGCUGCAUGGUAGGUUCUGCCAUUGAAAUGAGCUAUAAAACUGAGUUUUGCUGCUCGUAGAAGGGUCGUAAAACAUUUUUUUUUUGCAGCUCCAACUCUUGCGUGUUUGUGACGCAGGCCAGUUGUCCAGCGGUACUUAAAGAAGGAUAAUUCUUGCCGAAGUUAUGCCUAAUAGUUGAUUUGCAGAGCCUCGAAUUUCGCUUUAUGUGCCCGGAAAUCUUUCCCCAAUAAUUACAGGUUAAAGGGUAGAAAUCAUUGCCUGAAAUUGUAUUAUUCGAUUAUCUUUGAGAAAUGUUUUUUUCUGACCUAGCAGAAUUCAUGGCACAGGUCCUCCCUUUGGUGCAUGAAAGGUACGAUAUACAAAAUGUUACGUUUAAUAUUUUAAUCCUUUCACCACAAAAAUGGCGCACACAUAAAAAAAAUAUCAGGUUUCAAGAUUUAGUAAUUGUUUUUUGGUGCGACUUGGGCGGCUACACUGAAAUAAUGUAAACUUUGUAAGCAUGAACAAUACACGGACGUUCCCUGCUGCGGCUAAAGCGAUUUUUCCGUGGUAGCGCUUGCUUUUUUGUUUGUUUUUGUUUUAUUCGAGCACGUCAUCCACGCCCUUCUUUUCCUGUCUCCUUUCAUUGAUUCAAAACUUCAGGGUCAGAAAUAACAUUCAUGAUAAAGCUUUGUUAGUCGAUCGCCUGCUGCCCUGUUCUCUCGUUAUCUUACUUUCCUUUAGCCUUCAAAAGGACUAAAGUUAUUUUAAGGCGCCAUUUUAUCUAGUUGGCAGCUACGAGUAAGAGGUAUUUCGUCGUACGAGUGCACAUUUCGAGGCGUACCAUCACACAGAUAUUGCCAAGAGGAUGCAUAUUCGCAGCUAAUGGGCCUCCAGGUCACUCUAUGGCGUGAUCUGUUUGAAUGGGCAGUCGAUUGAAUAGCCUGCAUGAAUUAGUUCACUGAUUUAGAGCCCUACAUGUUUUUCCCACAAACAGGUGAUUAAGCGGCUCAUGGUUAGUUUAAUUAUCUUAGCUCAUAUGCACACUCGCGUGGUUUGAAGUUUAAAACAUCGAACACCCGUCGCGUUCUGGCUAUAUGAGCUACAGCACCGUGUUAUGCCUAACUAGUGGUGAAGCAACCAUUUGAUGCUCUUGUCUGCGCUUUACCCUGUUUCCGCAAACAAAAUAAUUUUAAGAAAAGCCCGACCGAUUGGCUUUCAUUUCCAGCCACACUUUUGGUCGAAAUAAAUGCCAGAGAAAGAUGCACCCAUAACCUAGUUUUUCUUUUCCUCAUUUACUAGGGAGUUUUAGAUCGUUCUUAUCAUUCUAAUACGAUACCUGAUACUCCGCCAACGCCUUAGCGCAUGCAUCGUUUACUCAUCGGGUAUUGUUAUCGAAGGUAUCGAAACGAUCUAUUAAGACUUUCUGUCUUGGAGCUCUAAGAUGAUGAAGGGUAAAAGAGCCAAGAAGUUAUUUGUGUGUAACUUUAACUUUAGUCGAACGUUAGUUCCCAGACCGAAAGUUCUGACCCAUCUAAGUAAGUAUGCCGAAUUUAAGAAAUCCAAAAUGUUCCGUCAAGGGAUCGAAUGGUUGUGUGCUACCCAGUCGACCGCACAUUAAAAUGAAUCUCACUUUAGGGUGUCGGGGCGCCACUCCAUCUUCCCAGUCGCCGUUGGACGCGGGGCUUCUUGUGUUUGCGAUAUGCUUGUGUAAUUUAUAUGAAGAGUAUUUUUCGUCGCAGUGUCGACGCGCGUGAACGAUGAUUGUGCGGCGCCAAUGUACGUGUAUUUUCUAGAGGACAAUUUUCGCCGUGACGAUCCAUGUCGGUCACCGUCGGAGCCACCUGCAGCGAACAGGGACGUGUGAUACAGACGCCGCGGCGCGGAGGGACGCAGAGAGCAUUAUGAAUGGUGACACUAAGAACAAUAAAAGUUCUCGGGGAAUGCCUUGCACCCCGCCCCCUGUUA
Molecule: messenger RNA, 6816 nt
Organism: Ixodes scapularis (black-legged tick)
Lineage: Eukaryota; Metazoa; Arthropoda; Arachnida; Ixodida; Ixodidae
Gene: sog
Product: dorsal-ventral patterning protein Sog
Exons: 23
Coding region: 210-3050 (946 amino acids)
Biological process (GO): multicellular organism development
Molecular function (GO): protein binding
Source: RefSeq, a predicted model, not a curated record